UCGAGAAAAAUAAAGAGGGUCACAGCUGUGCCCUCCUGUCACGUAUAGCGUAUCUUUUGAAUUCCGUGACGCGGUGACUAACAGGCGUUGCCAUGGCACUGCUUUUUCGUUACAUCGUACUCCUCAUAGCAGUACUAUGCGUUUUGAUCCCGUUAGAAGCAGAUGCAGCAAAAAAGGCCAAACCGAGCAAGAAGCCCAAGAAACCCAAGAAGACAAAGCCACCGAAACCACCAAAGCCAACCAAGGCAUCCAAGAUGAAGAAGACGAAAGGGGCUGACGGUUGCCUGCCACCUCCGGUGACAACUCCUCCUCCUGCUCCACCCUCAUGUCCCACGUUUGCUAUCACUACGCAGUCUCCAACUAAUACCCCAGCAACCACACCAUCAAUGACUAUUACACCACUGACUACACCAUCUCCAACUACUACACCAUCGUCUACACCACCUCCAAGUACUACCCCACCAACUACACCAUCUCCAACUACUAACCCACCAACUACACUGUCCCCAACUACCACACCAUCAAUGACUACUACAUCAACUACACCAUCUCCAACUACUACCCCACCAACUACACUGUCCCCAACUACUACACCAUCAAUGACUACUAGACCACCAACUACACCAUCUCCAACUACUACACCACCAACUACACCAUCUCCAACUACUACCCCACCGACUACGCCGUCUCCAACUACUCCCCAGUCAACCACAAUGUGCCCAACUACUACCCCAGCAACCACACCAUCAAUGACUACUACACCACCAACUACACCAUCUCCAACUACUACCCCACCAACUACACUGUCCCCAACUACUACACCAUCAAUGACUACUACACCACCAACUACACCAUCUCCAACUACUACACCACCAACUACACCAUCUCCAACUACUACCCCACCGACUACGCCGUCUCCAACUACUCCCCAGUCAACCACAAUGUGCCCAACUACUACCCCAGCAACCACACCAUCAAUGACUAUUACACUACCAACUACACCAUCACCAAAUACUACACCACCCUGUACUCCGCCUCCAAGUACUACCCCACCAACUACAUUGUCUCCAACUACUACCCCACCGACUACACUGUCCCCGACUACUACACCAUCAAUGACUACUACACCACCAACUACAUCAUCUGCAACUACUCCACCACCAACCACACCAUCUCCAACUACUAUCCCACCGACUACGCCGUCUCUGACUACUACCCCAGCAACCAUGCCAUCUCCAACUACUUCCCCACCAACUACACCACUUCCAACUACUGCACCACCAACUACACCAUCUCCGUCUACUACACCAUCAACUACACCAUCUCCCUCAACCGAGGCAUGUCUUACAACCACUCCAGUCACGACUUCCGCCACUGCAACCACUCCAGCAGAGACAACAACUCCCGCUGCACCAACCACCCCUUUGCAGACAACUACAACACCACCUCCAGGUCCCUGCAUCAACAUCACAUUCUCCAACCUUUUCAACCUGGGUAAUUGCGUUGGAAAUGCCUUGCAGUUUUGUGCGCCGAAUAACAACGGGAUAAUAGCGGGAGUCAUACGCCUGCUUGAGUGUUUGCUUAGGGGAUUGGGGAACGCCGAUCCUGGCGACUACUUCGUGUCCUUCGGAUUCCUGUUGGAAGACAUCCUCAUAAUAGCGUAUCGCGUGCUGGACCUGCCUAAUCCGGAACAGUUCCGUGGCCGGAUAGUGGGCGUCUGCAAAGGGUCAAAUCCACCAGGGUAUUGUAGCGGUGUUCCGAAGAACGAGACGUGUGGACGUCCUCUCGUCAUCCAGCUGCCUGAGACACUCAACAUCGGAAGAUGCUCGAACGAGACCUUGGUUGCCUGUCCUAAAAAUCAACCGGCUAAGAAACAGGACAACGCAAACCUCUUCACACUUCUUGGAUGCAUCCUGGACAAUUUGGGUCAGCAGAGGCUCGACAAAGUCGUCAAGGGCGUUCUGUGCGAAUUACUCCGGCUAGUCAAUUAUCUUGUGGGCAAUCCUUCCACUGGAGGUGACAAAGAGCCUGGACAAGGCACUCCCCUUCAGCCAGCAACAGAUGUCAUAAGCCAGAACAACGGCGCCCUAUUCGGCCCACUUGGCGAUGCAAAGGAACAACUAGACAACGCACUCAGUGACCAAUGCCCCGAAAUCAAGUCAUGAAUGCGUCGGUGUCACGAAAAUAUUGUCAACGUUUUGGUCUUGCACCGAAAAAAAAGGGAAGCCUUGC
Ornithodoros turicata is the source of this 2232-nucleotide messenger RNA. Its product is annotated as mucin-2-like. The record is from RefSeq and is a predicted model, not a curated record. NCBI's taxonomy places the organism in Eukaryota, Metazoa, Arthropoda, Arachnida, Ixodida, Argasidae. Bases 93 to 2165 code for a protein of 690 amino acids. The transcript has 11 exons. Gene Ontology annotation, molecular function: protein binding.